AUGUUAUCCACAAAAUCACUGGACAGCUCAUACGUCCCUUCCCUCGCGUUAUUUCCACUCCAAAGUCCUCCAUCACCAUCAUUACAGUAUGGAUCUCGACACAUAUUCCAGCGUAGCUGUUUAUACAAACUGCGAUCUAUGCGAGUCUCGUCGUCCUCAUCGUGGUCGUGGUCGUCGUCGCAGCCGCCGUCGCCGCCUCGUUCUUCUCGUCCUCCCACAUUUGAAUCGCUGGCCGCCGUGCCGGCCGCCCGACUGUCCGCCAUAUGCUAG
Messenger RNA from Necator americanus (New World hookworm), 270 nucleotides. RefSeq lists its product as uncharacterized. Bases 1 to 270 code for a protein of 89 amino acids. The record is from RefSeq and is a predicted model, not a curated record. NCBI's taxonomy places the organism in Eukaryota, Metazoa, Nematoda, Chromadorea, Rhabditida, Ancylostomatidae. The transcript is spliced from 2 exons.